AUGGCGUACAAAGCUGGCCCUAUCUAUCCAUGUAAUCCUGCUACGGCGAGAUCAGAGUCGACAAAGUUGGCUGUUGAUCCCAAAGGAGAGAAAUUGAUAUAUACGAAUGGAAGAGCUGUGAUAAUCCGUGAUCUCAAUCACACAGACUUGUCUCACGCUUAUACUCAACACACACAAUCUACUACAGUCGCUCGAUUCUCUCCUUCGGGAUACUACGCAGCUUCAGCUGAUGUAGCUGGUAACGUCAGAGUGUGGGACGUCACGAAUGCCGAAAAUAACCUCAAACUUGCCAUUCGACCGUUAUCAGGUAAGAUCAAUGAUUUAGCUUGGGAUGGGGAAAGCAAGAGGAUCAUCGUUGGUGGAGAAGGCAAGGACAAGUUCGGAGCUGCUUUCUUUAUGGAUUCAGGUUCUUCAUGUGGUGAGAUCACCGGACAUUCAAAGCCUAUAGCCUCCCUCUCUGUUCGCCAUCAAAGACCUUUCCGAGCCGUUUCAGGAUCCGACGACAAUUCUUUGAUUCUCCAUACUGCCGUACCGUUCAAAUACGACAAAAUGAUUAAUACCCAUAAUCGAUUCGUCAGGGAUGUAGCCUUCUCGCCUAACGGUGAUUUAUUCGCUAGUGUCGCAAGCGAUGGGAAACUGUUCCUCUACGAUGGUAAAUCUGGAGAAGUCAAAGGCGAAGUGAAUAGAGAUGGAGCUACAAGUAGUUUGAUGGCUUGUUCUUGGAAUCUUGAUUCAUCUUCUAUCGCCUCUGCUGGUGCUGAUGGUAUAGUUUCUAUUUGGGACGCAACGUCACUUAGAUCCACUCAAAGCUGGACGAUAGGUUCAGAUGUUCAAUCUCAACAAAACGGAGUAGUCUUCGCCAACCCAAAUACAGUAGUAUCAAUCUCAUUAUCAGGCGUAUUAAACCUGUUUGAUACUAGAGAAUCUUCAAAUACUAAAUGGCGUAAACUACAUGGAGCUACAAAAGCGAUUACUGCAUCUACGUUAUCAAGUGGAAGUGAAGAAAAUUCAUCUUCAUCUACUUUCUAUACUGGUUCAUUCGAUGGUACCAUCAAGAAAUUCGAUAUUGGUGAUUCUUUUGGUGAAAAGGAAGGAAAUUGUGACGAGUUGAAUGGUACUGGUCAUACUGCAAAUGUCAUCGCCUUGAGUAGUGAUAUGAAAGGAAAAGUUUAUUCGGCUGGUUGGGAUGAUAAAGUAUCUUCUAUCGAGGGAGAAUCAUUCUCUUCCACCUCAUUACCCAUCAAAUCACAGCCAUCAGGAGUCGCUUCCACACAAAACGCAGUCUACAUAGCGACGUCUUCUGGACUGGAAGUUCAUCCCGUUGGUUCAAACUCAUCCUCCGUUCUAGUCAAAGGUGGCAUCUCCGCCGUUGCAGCACACCCUGGACCCAAUUCCGAUCUAUUAGCGUGUGGCAUAGGAAAGAAAGUUGUCUUAUACUCCACUUCACCAGAUAAAGAAAUAGCUUCAUUCGAAGAUAAUAAAGGUGAUAUAUUGUCAUUGUCAUUCUCACCAGAUGGGAAAUUCCUAGCAUCUGGAGAUUCGGCAAGAAGGAUUGUUUUAGUUGAUAUUGAAAAGCAAUCAGUGGCGGUUUCAAGUCGAUGGACUUUCCACACUGCACGUGUCGUAGCUUUAGAUUGGAGUAAGAGUGGUAAGAGAUUAGCUUCGGCUGGUUUGGAUGAAGCUGUUUAUAUUUGGGAUAGAGAGAAGAUUGCUAAGAAUGUAGCAAUUAAGAACGCCCACCCUGGAGGAGUCACUGGAGUUUCUUGGAUAGGAGAUGAUAAACUUAUCACUGCUGGAUCAGAUGGUAUAGUAAGAACUUGGACUGUACCUGUAUAG
Messenger RNA from Kwoniella shivajii, 1836 nucleotides. RefSeq lists its product as uncharacterized. Lineage: Eukaryota; Fungi; Basidiomycota; Tremellomycetes; Tremellales; Cryptococcaceae. Gene Ontology annotation, cellular component: cortical actin cytoskeleton. Gene Ontology annotation, biological process: actin filament depolymerization. Bases 1 to 1836 code for a protein of 611 amino acids. The transcript has 12 exons. The record is from RefSeq and is a predicted model, not a curated record. Gene Ontology annotation, molecular function: actin filament binding.